This is a messenger RNA of Lipotes vexillifer (Yangtze River dolphin), 777 nucleotides long. Its product is annotated as apoptosis-associated speck-like protein containing a CARD. Bases 1 to 777 code for a protein of 258 amino acids. Gene Ontology annotation, biological process: regulation of apoptotic process; inflammatory response; innate immune response. NCBI's taxonomy places the organism in Eukaryota, Metazoa, Chordata, Mammalia, Artiodactyla, Lipotidae. The record is from RefSeq and is a predicted model, not a curated record. The transcript is spliced from 4 exons.
AUGACUGAUGACGUGGCCUGGGAGCGGGUGUCCCCAGGGCGGAGCUCCCGCCCGCCUGCCCGCUUGCGCAGUGGGUGGCCGGCAGAGGCCGGAGUUGAGAGAAGGCGGAGAGUUCCAGGUCCCGCCGCAGAGCAGACUUCCUGCUUGGCAGACAGCCCGAGUGAGCUACGGUGGGGGACCCCGGGAGCCAGGGGGUGCACGCGUGAUGCCAUACUGGAUGCGCUGGAGAACCUGACCGCUGACGAGUUCAAGAAGUUCAAGAUGAAGCUGCUUUCAGUGCCGCUGCGCGAAGGCUACGCACGCAUCCCACGGGGGACGCUGCUGCCCAUGGAUGCUGUGGACCUCACCGACAAGCUCGUCAGCUACUAUCUGGAGGCGUAUGGUGCCAACCUCACGGCGCUCGUGCUUCGCGACAUGGGCGUGCAGGAGGUGGCGGAGCAGCUGCAGGAGACCUUGGGCAAAGGCCCUGGAACUGUGCCAACCGAGAUGAAGGCCCCUCGCCAGACAGCAGCCAAGCCAGCACUGCACUUUGUGGAGCAGCAUCGGGCGGCCCUCAUUGCGCGGGUCACAGACGUGGAUGGGGUGCUGGACGCCCUGUACGGGAAGGUCCUGACAGAGGAGCAGUACCAGGCAGUGCGGGCGGAGCGCACCGAUCCUACCAAGAUGAGGAAGCUCUUCAGCUUUGCUCCAGCCUGGAACCUGACCUGCAAGGAUCUGCUCCUCCAGGCCCUGAGGGACAGCCAGCCCUACCUGGUGGUCGACCUGGAGCAGAGCUGA